AUGAGCGUCAAAGACAUCGUUUAUGACGCGGUGGUAAAGGCGAUGGUCAGCGAUACGCCGAAGGAUGAUGAAUUCUACUGGCGGCUCGGCAAGACAGUAGCAGACUUGGUGAAAGGAGAGCGCAGGGAAGCGCACGCCAACGAAUGCGAUCAUCGCCUGUCGGCGGCGAUGAGAGAGCAGGUCAGAUCAUGCACCUUCUGGGGACAGAUCAUGCACCUUCUGUCAUUCGAGGACGCACGGCACGUGGCGAUGCAAUGUGGUGGUAUCCCAGUGCCAGCGUCAGAAGGCGGCGGAUCGGAUGGGCGCUCAGGUGCAAUGACUCCGAAGAGUAAACGAGGCUCGAAGAGAACGUCGAAGAAUGGCGAUGAGACUGAGCCAGUCGACGACCUUCCCACGGAAGGCGAUCAGUCAGCGAUAGCUAAAUUAGGUGAAUUAGUCGGAAAUUGA
Messenger RNA from Caenorhabditis bovis, 447 nucleotides. The record is from the annotation of a GenBank genome assembly. NCBI's taxonomy places the organism in Eukaryota, Metazoa, Nematoda, Chromadorea, Rhabditida, Rhabditidae.